Scheffersomyces stipitis CBS 6054 is the source of this 681-nucleotide messenger RNA. RefSeq names its product mitochondrial 54S ribosomal protein uL6m (gene MRPL6). NCBI's taxonomy places the organism in Eukaryota, Fungi, Ascomycota, Pichiomycetes, Serinales, Debaryomycetaceae. Bases 1 to 681 code for a protein of 226 amino acids. Gene Ontology annotation, biological process: translation. Gene Ontology annotation, cellular component: ribosome; mitochondrial large ribosomal subunit. The transcript has a single exon. Gene Ontology annotation, molecular function: structural constituent of ribosome; rRNA binding. The record is from RefSeq and is a predicted model, not a curated record.
AUGUUUUCCAGGCUCCCAGGAUAUGGUGCUUUCUCUGUGCGUGCCUUCUCGCAGACUACGGUGGUGCGUUCGCACAUAGGAAAGUUGCCUAUAAAACUCAGCGAGUCAGUACAAUGCACAGUGGAAGACAUUCCGUUGGAAUUCUGCAAGUCUUUCACCAGAGGCAAAGACAGAUACGUUCUAGACCGACAGGUGGUCAUUAAGGGUCCCAAAGGUGUUUUGAAAACAGCUGUGCCCAAGUUUAUUCAAGUCCAUCAGGACUCUGAAUCCAAUUCCAUCUCCGUCACAGUAGAAAACCCUAAGGAAAAAAUUCAGAGAUCGAUGUGGGGAACUGUGAGAUCACUUCUUCAAAACAAUUUGAUCGGUACUACCGAAGGUCACUUGGCCAUUGUAAAAUUCGUAGGUACUGGUUACAGAGGAAUUCUUGAGACCGGCAGUAACGGUGAAAAGUUGGUAUCACUUAAGAUUGGUUUACCAUACACUCCCAAGCUUGCUAUCCCAGAAGGUUUAACUGUGUCCUCGCCAGGUCCCACCAGAUUAGUCAUAGAGGGUACAGACAAACAGCAAGUCAAGUUGUUUGCUGCGGUGAUCCGUGAAUUCAAGAAACCAGAGCCAUACAAGGGAAAGGGUAUCUUUGUGGACGAUGAGACCAUCAAGUUGAAGGAAAAGAAGAUCAAGUAA